AUGAUUCCUGUUUGGGCUCUGAGUUUUGUGCUCCUGAACUACACUCUUGGGUUUCCCAUCUUCAAUACCACAAGGAUUCAAUCUAGCCCAUUUUGUCUUUUGGCAACUUGUUCCUUGUCGAACCUGGGUUCGUCUUUACAGAUGGGGGAUGAGAGGGCCGGAGACUUGACCAAUGAUCCGAUGGGAAUCGGAAAAAAGUGA
This is a messenger RNA of Triplophysa rosa, 201 nucleotides long. RefSeq lists its product as uncharacterized. Lineage: Eukaryota; Metazoa; Chordata; Actinopteri; Cypriniformes; Nemacheilidae. Bases 1 to 201 code for a protein of 66 amino acids. The transcript is spliced from 2 exons. The record is from RefSeq and is a predicted model, not a curated record.